Messenger RNA from Lactuca virosa, 1662 nucleotides. The record is from the annotation of a GenBank genome assembly. NCBI's taxonomy places the organism in Eukaryota, Viridiplantae, Streptophyta, Magnoliopsida, Asterales, Asteraceae.
AUGCUCAGAUUCUUGCAGAAGUGCAAAAACACCAAUCACUUAAAGCAAACUCAUCUCCAGAUACUCGUCAAUGGCCUCAAAGACAAUGACUCUCUAUUACACAAUCUCAUCACUGUUUCCUCCGACCUCAUUUCAGUGGAUUAUGCUUUCACUGUGCUUCAAACUUCGAAUUCUCCUGACGUUAUUGCUUAUAACACAAUGAUCAAAUGCUUCAUCGGUCGUGAAAACAACUCUACCGCAUAUAAUGCACUGCGUGCUUACAAACAGAUGAGGAGCAGAGCGUUUUUGGUAUCACCCAACAGUUUCACCUUCACUUUUCUUCUGAAAACUAUCGAGGGUUUGGAUGUCGGUAGAAUGAUUCACGGAGAAGUUUUGAAGAUGGGUCUUGACGCUUCGAGUGUGUUUGUUGGAAACACCCUUCUAAAUUUCUACUCCAAGUCUGGUAAUGAUGGUGUUGACUUGGCGUCCAAGGUGUUCGAUGAAAUGCCUGAGAGAGAUACCGUGUCUUGGAAUACAAUGAUUGCGAUGUAUAUGGAUUGUCAAGAAGUUGAAUCCGCUAUCAAGUUGUUUGAAUCAAUGCCAAAAAGAAGCAUCGUGACAUGGAAUUCUGUCAUCACAGGGUUAGCAAAAAACGGAAAGAUGGAAUCCGCACGUUCAGUGUUCGACAAAAUGCCUGAGAAAAACGAAGUUUCAUGGAACUGUCUAAUCUCUGGAUAUGUCAAAGCAGGUGACUUAAAAAACGCAGAGAACAUGUUCGAUGAAAUGCCUGUAAAGUCUGUGGUAACAUCUACAUCAAUCAUAUCAGGAUACGCUGCAUCUGGAGAUCUUGAAUCAGCAAGAAAAAUGUUCAAUCAAAUGGGCAUCAAAAGAAAUGUAGUAACUUGGAACGCUAUGAUUGCAGGAUAUGUAAACAAAAGCCAAUUCAAUGAAGCUCUUUCUUUGUUUCAUUUCAUGUUACUUGAUAACAAAUGCAAACCUGAUCACAUCACUUUAAUUAGCAUCCUCUCUGCUUCUUCUCACUUGGGUUCUCUUGAAAAUGGCAAAUGGAUAAGCUCAUAUAUAAACAAAAACAAGAUUAAUCUCUCAACCCCUUUAGGAAACGCAUUAAUAGACAUGUUCACAAAAUGUGGGGACAUCGAAAAUGGUAAAUCAAUUUUUAACAAAAUGUCCAACAAAUGUAUAAUCACAUGGACAACAAUGGUGUCAGGGUUGGCAGUUAAUGGGAAAUGUAAAGAAGCUUUGAAUUUUUUUAACAAGAUGUGUGAUGAAGGAAUAAAACCAGAUGAUGUCAUGUUUAUUGCUGUUCUUUCAGCUUGCAACCAUGGAGGAAUGGUGAAAGAGGGUAAGAGUUUAUUCCAAAAAAUGGUAAAUUUCUAUGGGAUUAAACCUAAAAUCGAGCAUUAUGGAUGCUUGAUUGAUCUUUUAGCUCGAUCUGGGGAGUUACAUGAAGCAAUUAGGUUAAUAGAAAACAUGGAUUUGGAGGCUAAUUCGGUAAUUUGGGCUACUAUGAUUAGUGCUUGUAAGCUACAUGGAAAUGGUGAAUUGUUUGAGUAUGUAAGUAAGAAAGUAUUGGAUAAAGAAGGUUUAAAUUGUGGAUAUUUGACAUUUAAUUACAAAUUUGAGUUCAUCAAUUGGAAGGUGGGAAGAUGCUUUGAGGUUUAG